UGCAGCCAUGAGCAGCAACGAGUGCUUCAAGUGCGGACGCACCGGCCACUGGGCUCGGGAGUGCCCCACUGGGAUUGGCCGUGGCCGUGGGAUGAGAAGCCGUGGCAGAGCAGGCUUCCAGUUCAUGUCUUCAUCUCUCCCGGACAUCUGUUACCGCUGUGGUGAGUCUGGCCAUCUCGCCAAGGACUGUGAUCUCCAGGAGGAUGCCUGCUAUAACUGCGGCAGAGGUGGCCACAUUGCGAAGGACUGCAAGGAGCCGAAGAGGGAGAGGGAGCAGUGCUGCUACAACUGUGGCAAGCCUGGCCACCUGGCUCGCGACUGUGACCACGCAGAUGAGCAGAAGUGCUACUCUUGUGGGGAGUUUGGACACAUCCAAAAAGACUGCACCAAAGUGAAAUGCUAUAGGUGUGGUGAGACUGGCCACGUAGCCAUCAACUGCAGCAAGACCAGCGAAGUCAACUGCUACCGCUGCGGCGAGUCAGGGCACCUUGCGCGGGAAUGCACGAUUGAAGCCACAGCCUAAUGAUUUUCCUUUGUCGCCCCUCCUUUUUCUGAUUGAUGGUUGUAUUAUUUUUCUCUGAAUCCUCUUCACUGGCCAACGGUUGGCAGAUAGAGGCUACUCCCAGGCCAGUGAGCUUUACUUGCCGUGUAAAAGGAGGAAAGGGGUGGAAAAAUCAACUUUCUGCAUUUAACUACAAAAAUGUUUAUGUUUAGUUUGGUAGAGGUGUUAUGUAUAAUGCUUUGUUCAAGAACCCCCUUUCCGUGCCACUGGUGAACAGGGAUUGAUGAGUGGGAAGAGUGGAGUCAGACCAGCAAAACCCUCUCUGGGUUCCAGGGAAGGGAUCCUACGCAGGAGGAAAGAAAUUCCUGGAAGUGUCUGAACUUCCUCAUAACUUUAAUUUUGUUGCAAUGGCCUUGGAUUGUCUGACCUCAGUAGCUGUUAACACCAAGUAACGUCUGUUUCAGGCCCUACCUAGAGCACAUAGCCGAGUGGGAGUAAAACAAGAUGCACAUGCCUGUUAAUGGCCACGAGAGAGAGAGAGAGAGAAAUCGGGAAUAAACUUAAAAGUUAACAGAAAUUCAGUCAGUGAAUGUUCACGCUGGAGAUACAGAACGUAACAGGAAACUUUUGAACAAAUACUUCAAAGGCAAUCUGAAACCCAGACAUCAGUGCUCAUGGCAUACACAAUUUGGAGCUAUUCAGGAGUUGCAAAUAAAUGCAUUUUCACAGAAAUCGAGAUGUUAUUUUUGUAUACUAUAUCACUUAGACAACUGAGUUUCAUUUGCUUGUAAUCAGUUUUUAAAGCAAGAUGGUAAAAGCAAUUGAAGUCCUAGAACAUAGAAAAUGUAAUUUUAAACUAUCAAUAAAGCUGGAGGAGGAAGGGGAGUUUGGCUAAAGUUCCUUUUGUUUAUUUUUGGUUUUCCUGUACACAGUGCAAAUUGACAUUAAAAAGGGGUCUGUGGAGGUGU
Apaloderma vittatum (bar-tailed trogon) is the source of this 1470-nucleotide messenger RNA. It is a transcript of the gene CNBP, whose product is annotated as CCHC-type zinc finger, nucleic acid binding protein. Gene Ontology annotation, cellular component: cytoplasm. The transcript has 4 exons. Bases 8 to 523 code for a protein of 171 amino acids. NCBI's taxonomy places the organism in Eukaryota, Metazoa, Chordata, Aves, Trogoniformes, Trogonidae. Gene Ontology annotation, molecular function: single-stranded RNA binding; translation regulator activity; mRNA binding. The record is from RefSeq and is a predicted model, not a curated record. Gene Ontology annotation, biological process: positive regulation of cytoplasmic translation.